AUGGCGGCAGGACUGGAGCUGCCCGGCGACCUCACCGCCGCCGUCCUGCGCCGCCUCCCGCCGCGGAGCCUGGCCGUGUCCCGGUGCGUCUGCAGGGCGUGGCGCGACGCCGUCGACGCGCGCCGGCUGCAGCGCGCGGACCUGCUCCCGCGCUCCGUGGGCGGCAUCUUCAUGAACUACUGCACGCUCUACUCCCCGGAGCUCCUCUCCCGCCCCACCGCGGGCCGCUCCGUCUCCGGCGACCUCGAGUUCAUCCCCGGGAUCUCCGAGGUCGUGGACCACUGCGACGGCCUCUUGCUCAUCGAGGAGACCUCGGCCGAUUACGUGGCCAACCCCGCGACGCGGCGGUGGGCGCGGCUGCCACCGUGUCCGAUGCGGCGGACGGGGGACGACGCCUUUCGCCAGAUCAAAUGCCUCGUCUAUGAUCCAACCAUGUCACCGCACUACGAGGUGUUCUUGAUCCCUUCUUCCCUCCCUGACAAAAACCCGAACCCUGACAUGGCGCCAUCCAAGUGGCCGCCAUCAUCGCACGCACUGCAACUGCAAGUGUUCUCAUCAAUAACUGGGUGCUGGGAGGAGAGGUCCUUUGUUCUGGAAGGAGAGCACCGGGAGGAGGUUCGGGAUGAAUGCCGCGUCAUCGACAGCAAAAUCUAUUGGCGAGGAGCGCUCUACGUUCUCUGCAAAAUUGGUUUUGUUCUGAGGAUAUCCAUGUCAAGUGCAAAGUACAGAUGGGUUCCGGGACCAUCACGUGUUUGAAUUUAGGCACUAUGGAUACCUUUCUUUGGGAAGAUCGGAGAAGGGGGUUUACUGUGCAUUCCAGCAUGAUUGGCAAGGCCUUCGAAUUUUUCACCUCAAUGAAUCAAGUGCUCAAGUGGGAUGGGAAUUGAAGCAUUGUGUUGAUUUCACAUCCUUCGCCCGGAAGCUUCACGAAAGGGACUGCAGUGAGCAACAUGAAGGACCUUGGAUAUUGCAGGAUAUCAACUAUUACAAAUAUCCUUAUGGGAAUGAUAAGCAUAAAGAGGCAGUGGAAGAUAACUUUGAAUGGAACUCCGACGACGAUAACGUUCUCGACACAGAGGAUAUGGUUGAAGGGUCCUAUACGGGACAUACCAGCUUUCUUGGAUUCCAUCCUUACAAAGAGAUUGUCUUCUUGGAUGCAGAUUUGAGGAGAGCAGUAGCUUAUCACUGGAAUACCUCCAAGUUUCAGGAUUUGGGCAACAUAUACCCAGAAGGUUACUCUGAAUCUGCUAUUAAUUGUGCACAAAUAGAGGCCGCCUUCAUAUACACACCGUGCUGGAUGGAGGAUUUCCCAGGAAAUAAUUUGGAAGCACGGAUUGAAGAUUAGCACAAAUUAAAUGUGUGCUACUUGUGGAAGCCAUGGAGUAAACAGUGCAGUCAUGUUUUACUCUCUGUCCUUAUGCCGUGUGUUUCUGUUUGGAAAUACAUCAGGAUCAAGACCUCUACCCUAUAUACACUGCUGGAUUACCUUGAUCGCCUUUUACUUCCCAAAUAGGAGCGGUUCAUCAAAUGUUCGCAUGUAGCACCAUUUCGUAACUACUUGAUAUGUUCCGCUGCAUAUUUGUUAAUAAUUUUUCUAGGUAUAGCGGUGAAUCACAUGGGAACACCUGUGUUGGCUGCUACAAUUUCAAUUUCAAUAAUUUGAAAGUCCAUGGUUUUGUAGGAAUUUGCUGUCCUCUCGUGUUUAUGCUUC
Panicum virgatum (switchgrass) is the source of this 1711-nucleotide messenger RNA. RefSeq lists its product as uncharacterized. The record is from RefSeq and is a predicted model, not a curated record. Gene Ontology annotation, molecular function: protein binding. NCBI's taxonomy places the organism in Eukaryota, Viridiplantae, Streptophyta, Magnoliopsida, Poales, Poaceae. The transcript has 2 exons. The coding region runs from base 1 to 756 and encodes 251 amino acids.